AUGCUGCCGACAGUGGAGGAGAGUCGAGGCUACGACUUCCAGGACCCGGAGAAUGCAGAAAAAUGGCGGGGACUAUUCGUCAACUCGCUGCGCAAGGUCUUGGAGCAAGUGCAUCCCACAUUAACAGCUGAGGAGAGUGCACUUGAAUAUGUCGAGUCACUAUGUCUACGGUUACUGGCAAUGCUCUGUGCAGUCCCUUCACCACUCACCGUCCAGGAUGUUGAAGAACGAGUGGCUAGAACUUUCCCAACGCCCUUGGACAAAUGGGCACUGGUGGAUGCACGUGAAGCUGCAACAAGCCGUCGCCGUCGGCUGCAUUUACCACUUGAUAAGCUUCAUCAUCUGCUACAAAAAGAGGUGCUUCUUUACAAGAUCGACACAUCAGUGUCGGCAUUCAUGACAGCGGUUCUCGAAUAUGUGAGCGGUGAUAUAUUAAAACUAGCUGGUACAUUUGUGAAGAAAAUCUCACAGAAAUCUGGCUACCAGACAAUAACAUGCAGUGAUAUAAAGACGGCAAUGUGUGCAGAUAAAGUGCUGAUGGACAUGUUCUACCAAGAGCCGGAGCUGCUGGCGGCGGGCGCGGCGGGCGAGCGGCGCGGGCGGCGCGGCUCGCUCACGUACGCCGAGCUGGUGCGCGACCUGCUGGCCGACGAGCGCCACUUCCUGCGUGACCUGCACCUCAUCAUACGCGUCUUCAAGGACGAGCUCGAGAAGAUCCUCGAGCGUGACAGCCGGGCAAUAUCAUUAAUAUUCGGGAACAUAGUUGAUAUUUACGAACUGACUGUGACCCUGCUUGGUAACCUAGAGGAUGCAAUGGAAAUGUCACAAGAUUCGCCAACUCCAUACAUCGGCAGCUGUUUCGAAGAGCUGGCUGAAGUAGAAGAGUUUCGUGCGUAUGUCCGCUAUGCAAAUAUUGUAACGCGUAAAGAAUCGCGAGAAGCGUUACAAAAUAUAGUGGAUGAUCCAGUGUUAUCAGAGAGGUUAGACACGGCGGGUCACGGUUUCAGACUAGCCGUUAAGUACUAUCUGCCAAAACUGCUCCUCGCACCUGUAGCCCAUGUGUUUCUCUACCAUAAUUACGUGUUAGCGUUGUUACAAAUCGCACCGGCCUCGGAAGAUCGGGAGAGUUUUAAACAGGUUGAAUGCAAUCUUCACCCAAUAAAGAAAUUGUUAAUAAAAGCCCUUGGGAAUGGACCAAAGAUGGAAGCGACAUUACGUACGGCUGCGAGAGCGAGACGGCAACUCGCGAUAGAAAAGUGCAAUGAGUUAGCUCGGCUGGUCGACAACUGGGACAACCGCGACGUGGGACAAUGGUGCAAUGAGUUCAUAAGAGAGGAUACACUUUCGAAGAUAGGACCAGGGAAACGGAUAGCAGAGCGUCGGGCGUAUCUUUUCGAUGGUUUACUGUUACUUUGUAAACCUAUAACCAGUUUGGUGGCUGUCAACAGCAGCGGUUUAACGGCCGGUGGAAGUGGCGGCCAGCAGUUGAAACUUAAAGAAAAAUUACACGUGCGGAAAUUAGAAUUGGUUGACAGACCUGAUACAGAUGAGGGCCGACAUAUGGUGGAGCUGUGCCCACGCGUGGGACCGCCCGUGCUUCUGGCGGCCGCCUCUUGCGCUGAAAAGCGCAACUGGAUGUGCGACCUUGUCAUGCUUAAUACUAAGCCCAUGCUGGAUCGCAGUUUAGACAGCAUAUUACUAGACCUGGAACGACGGCAUCCUUUAAAACUGCCACCGGUCCAUUUGUAUCGAUUUGCCGUGCCCGACUCGCCUGACAAUAUCGUGCUGGAGGAACGAGCGUCACCUAAUACUUCACCAGUGCCUCUUAUUAAGGGUGCCACACUUCUGAAACUAGUGGAAAGGCUUACGUAUCAUAUCUACGCGGACUUGAACCUGGUGCGAACAUUCCUGACCACAUACCGUUCGUUCUGCUCCCCGAGUGAGCUGUUAGACUUGUUGAUUGAGCGGUUUCGCAUUCCAGAGCCAAGUGAAGUGUAUGAUGCACCAAGAACAGUCUCAAGGAUCAAGCCUCUGAAGAAAGACAUUAGUCCAAACUCAUCAAUAUUGGAUAUUGAAAUUGAUUGCGUGGAGAGUACGGUGAGCAGUGACGUCGAAAAAUUAAGUAAAAACACAGCAAGAGAAGAUUGGAAGAGGUACAGAAAAGAGUUUCAGCAGCCGGUGAAAUUUAGAGUUAUCAACGUGUUACGACAUUGGGUGGACCAGCAUUUCUACGAUUUUGAACGCGAGCCGGCGCUAUUAGAAAAGCUUCGUGAAUUUUUGGAGUCCGUCGAUGGAAAACCCAUGAAGAAGUGGGUGCAGAGUGUCCUCAAGACUGUACAGAGAAAGAGUGGAGGGAGCGCGGAGCUGGAGUGUGGCGGCGGCGUAUCGCACGUGUUCGACCGCGCGCCGCCCGCCGUGCUGCGCCACGUGGCGGAUCCCGAGCGCCACGCCUGGCACCCGCUCGCGCUGCACCCGCUCGAGUUGGCGCGCCAGCUCACGCUCCUCGAGUUCCAGCUCUACCGGCAGGUACGUGCACACGCACCCGUGCUGCGCCACGUGGCGGAUCCCGAGCGCCACGCCUGGCACCCGCUCGCGCUGCACCCGCUCGAGUUGGCGCGCCAGCUCACGCUCCUCGAGUUCCAGCUCUACCGGCAGGUACGUGCACACGCACCCGUGCUGCGCCACGUGGCGGAUCCCGAGCGCCACGCCUGGCACCCGCUCGCGCUGCACCCGCUCGAGUUGGCGCGCCAGCUCACGCUCCUCGAGUUCCAGCUCUACCGGCAGGUACGUGCACACGCACCCGUGCUGCGCCACGUGGCGGAUCCCGAGCGCCACGCCUGGCACCCGCUCGCGCUGCACCCGCUCGAGUUGGCGCGCCAGCUCACGCUCCUCGAGUUCCAGUUCUACCGGCAGGUACGUGCACACGCACCCGUGCUGCGCCACGUGGCGGAUCCCGAGCGCCACGCCUGGCACCCGCUCGCGCUGCACCCGCUCGAGUUGGCGCGCCAGCUCACGCUCCUCGAGUUCCAGCUCUACCGGCAGGUACGUGCACACGCACCCGUGCUGCGCCACGUGGCGGAUCCCGAGCGCCACGCCUGGCACCCGCUCGCGCUGCACCCGCUCGAGUUGGCGCGCCAGCUCACGCUCCUCGAGUUCCAGCUCUACCGGCAGGUACGUGCACACGCACCCGUGCUGCGCCACGUGGCGGAUCCCGAGCGCCACGCCUGGCACCCGCUCGCGCUGCACCCGCUCGAGUUGGCGCGCCAGCUCACGCUCCUCGAGUUCCAGCUCUACCGGCAGGUACGUGCACACGCACCCGUGCUGCGCCACGUGGCGGAUCCCGAGCGCCACGCCUGGCACCCGCUCGCGCUGCACCCGCUCGAGUUGGCGCGCCAGCUCACGCUCCUCGAGUUCCAGCUCUACCGGCAGGUACGUGCACACGCACCCGUGCUGCGCCACGUGGCGGAUCCCGAGCGCCACGCCUGGCACCCGCUCGCGCUGCACCCGCUCGAGUUGGCGCGCCAGCUCACGCUCCUCGAGUUCCAGCUCUACCGGCAGGUACGUGCACACGCACCCGUGCUGCGCCACGUGGCGGAUCCCGAGCGCCACGCCUGGCACCCGCUCGCGCUGCACCCGCUCGAGUUGGCGCGCCAGCUCACGCUCCUCGAGUUCCAGCUCUACCGGCAGGUACGUGCACACGCACCCGUGCUGCGCCACGUGGCGGAUCCCGAGCGCCACGCCUGGCACCCGCUCGCGCUGCACCCGCUCGAGUUGGCGCGCCAGCUCACGCUCCUCGAGUUCCAGCUCUACCGGCAGGUACGUGCACACGCACCCGUGCUGCGCCACGUGGCGGAUCCCGAGCGCCACGCCUGGCACCCGCUCGCGCUGCACCCGCUCGAGUUGGCGCGCCAGCUCACGCUCCUCGAGUUCCAGCUCUACCGGCAGGUACGUGCACACGCACCCGUGCUGCGCCACGUGGCGGAUCCCGAGCGCCACGCCUGGCACCCGCUCGCGCUGCACCCGCUCGAGUUGGCGCGCCAGCUCACGCUCCUCGAGUUCCAGCUCUACCGGCAGGUACGUGCACACGCACCCGUGCUGCGCCACGUGGCGGAUCCCGAGCGCCACGCCUGGCACCCGCUCGCGCUGCACCCGCUCGAGUUGGCGCGCCAGCUCACGCUCCUCGAGUUCCAGCUCUACCGGCAGGUACGUGCACACGCACCCGUGCUGCGCCACGUGGCGGAUCCCGAGCGCCACGCCUGGCACCCGCUCGCGCUGCACCCGCUCGAGUUGGCGCGCCAGCUCACGCUCCUCGAGUUCCAGCUCUACCGGCAGGUACGUGCACACGCACCCGUGCUGCGCCACGUGGCGGAUCCCGAGCGCCACGCCUGGCACCCGCUCGCGCUGCACCCGCUCGAGUUGGCGCGCCAGCUCACGCUCCUCGAGUUCCAGCUCUACCGGCAGGUACGUGCACACGCACCCGUGCUGCGCCACGUGGCGGAUCCCGAGCGCCACACCUGGCACCCGCUCGCGCUGCACCCGCUCGAGUUGGCGCGCCAGCUCACGCUCCUCGAGUUCCAGCUCUACCGGCAGGUACGUGCACACGCACCCGUGCUGCGCCACGUGGCGGAUCCCGAGCGCCACGCCUGGCACCCGCUCGCGCUGCACCCGCUCGAGUUGGCGCGCCAGCUCACGCUCCUCGAGUUCCAGCUCUACCGGCAGGUACGUGCACACGCACCCGUGCUGCGCCACGUGGCGGAUCCCGAGCGCCACGCCUGGCACCCGCUCGCGCUGCACCCGCUCGAGUUGGCGCGCCAGCUCACGCUCCUCGAGUUCCAGCUCUACCGGCAGGUACGUGCACACGCACCCGUGCUGCGCCACGUGGCGGAUCCCGAGCGCCACGCCUGGCACCCGCUCGCGCUGCACCCGCUCGAGUUGGCGCGCCAGCUCACGCUCCUCGAGUUCCAGCUCUACCGGCAGGUACGUGCACACGCACCCGUGCUGCGCCACGUGGCGGAUCCCGAGCGCCACGCCUGGCACCCGCUCGCGCUGCACCCGCUCGAGUUGGCGCGCCAGCUCACGCUCCUCGAGUUCCAGCUCUACCGGCAGGUACGUGCACACGCACCCGUGCUGCGCCACGUGGCGGAUCCCGAGCGCCACGCCUGGCACCCGCUCGCGCUGCACCCGCUCGAGUUGGCGCGCCAGCUCACGCUCCUCGAGUUCCAGCUCUACCGGCAGGUACGUGCACACGCACCCGUGCUGCGCCACGUGGCGGAUCCCGAGCGCCACGCCUGGCACCCGCUCGCGCUGCACCCGCUCGAGUUGGCGCGCCAGCUCACGCUCCUCGAGUUCCAGCUCUACCGGCAGGUACGUGCACACGCACCCGUGCUGCGCCACGUGGCGGAUCCCGAGCGCCACGCCUGGCACCCGCUCGCGCUGCACCCGCUCGAGUUGGCGCGCCAGCUCACGCUCCUCGAGUUCCAGCUCUACCGGCAGGUACGUGCACACGCACCCGUGCUGCGCCACGUGGCGGAUCCCGAGCGCCACGCCUGGCACCCGCUCGCGCUGCACCCGCUCGAGUUGGCGCGCCAGCUCACGCUCCUCGAGUUCCAGCUCUACCGGCAGGUACGUGCACACGCACCCGUGCUGCGCCACGUGGCGGAUCCCGAGCGCCACGCCUGGCACCCGCUCGCGCUGCACCCGCUCGAGUUGGCGCGCCAGCUCACGCUCCUCGAGUUCCAGCUCUACCGGCAGGUACGUGCACACGCACCCGUGCUGCGCCACGUGGCGGACCCCGAGCGCCACGCCUGGCACCCGCUCGCGCUGCACCCGCUCGAGUUGGCGCGCCAGCUCACGCUCCUCGAGUUCCAGCUCUACCGGCAGGUACGUGCACACGCACCCGUGCUGCGCCACGUGGCGGAUCCCGAGCGCCACGCCUGGCACCCGCUCGCGCUGCACCCGCUCGAGUUGGCGCGCCAGCUCACGCUCCUCGAGUUCCAGCUCUACCGGCAGGUACGUGCACACGCACCCGUGCUGCGCCACGUGGCGGAUCCCGAGCGCCACGCCUGGCACCCGCUCGCGCUGCACCCGCUCGAGUUGGCGCGCCAGCUCACGCUCCUCGAGUUCCAGCUCUACCGGCAGGUACGUGCACACGCACCCGUGCUGCGCCACGUGGCGGAUCCCGAGCGCCACGCCUGGCACCCGCUCGCGCUGCACCCGCUCGAGUUGGCGCGCCAGCUCACGCUCCUCGAGUUCCAGCUCUACCGGCAGGUACGUGCACACGCACCCGUGCUGCGCCACGUGGCGGAUCCCGAGCGCCACGCCUGGCACCCGCUCGCGCUGCACCCGCUCGAGUUGGCGCGCCAGCUCACGCUCCUCGAGUUCCAGCUCUACCGGCAGGUACGUGCACACGCACCCGUGCUGCGCCACGUGGCGGAUCCCGAGCGCCACGCCUGGCACCCGCUCGCGCUGCACCCGCUCGAGUUGGCGCGCCAGCUCACGCUCCUCGAGUUCCAGCUCUACCGGCAGGUACGUGCACACGCACCCGUGCUGCGCCACGUGGCGGAUCCCGAGCGCCACGCCUGGCACCCGCUCGCGCUGCACCCGCUCGAGUUGGCGCGCCAGCUCACGCUCCUCGAGUUCCAGCUCUACCGGCAGGUACGUGCACACGCACCCGUGCUGCGCCACGUGGCGGAUCCCGAGCGCCACGCCUGGCACCCGCUCGCGCUGCACCCGCUCGAGUUGGCGCGCCAGCUCACGCUCCUCGAGUUCCAGCUCUACCGGCAGGUACGUGCACACGCACCCGUGCUGCGCCACGUGGCGGUUCCCGAGCGCCACGCCUGGCACCCGCUCGCGCUGCACCCGCUCGAGUUGGCGCGCCAGCUCACGCUCCUCGAGUUCCAGCUCUACCGGCAGGUACGUGCACACGCACCCGUGCUGCGCCACGUGGCGGAUCCCGAGCGCCACGCCUGGCACCCGCUCGCGCUGCACCCGCUCGAGUUGGCGCGCCAGCUCACGCUCCUCGAGUUCCAGCUCUACCGGCAGGUACGUGCACACGCACCCGUGCUGCGCCACGUGGCGGAUCCCGAGCGCCACGCCUGGCACCCGCUCGCGCUGCACCCGCUCGAGUUGGCGCGCCAGCUCACGCUCCUCGAGUUCCAGCUCUACCGGCAGGUACGUGCACACGCACCCGUGCUGCGCCACGUGGCGGAUCCCGAGCGCCACGCCUGGCACCCGCUCGCGCUGCACCCGCUCGAGUUGGCGCGCCAGCUCACGCUCCUCGAGUUCCAGCUCUACCGGCAGGUACGUGCACACGCACCCGUGCUGCGCCACGUGGCGGAUCCCGAGCGCCACGCCUGGCACCCGCUCGCGCUGCACCCGCUCGAGUUGGCGCGCCAGCUCACGCUCCUCGAGUUCCAGCUCUACCGGCAGGUACGUGCACACGCACCCGUGCUGCGCCACGUGGCGGAUGCCGAGCGCCACGCCUGGCACCCGCUCGCGCUGCACCCGCUCGAGUUGGCGCGCCAGCUCACGCUCCUCGAGUUCCAGCUCUACCGGCAGGUACGUGCACACGCACCCGUGCUGCGCCACGUGGCGGAUCCCGAGCGCCACGCCUGGCACCCGCUCGCGCUGCACCCGCUCGAGUUGGCGCGCCAGCUCACGCUCCUCGAGUUCCAGCUCUACCGGCAGGUACGUGCACACGCACCCGUGCUGCGCCACGUGGCGGAUCCCGAGCGCCACGCCUGGCACCCGCUCGCGCUGCACCCGCUCGAGUUGGCGCGCCAGCUCACGCUCCUCGAGUUCCAGCUCUACCGGCAGGUACGUGCACACGCACCCGUGCUGCGCCACGUGGCGGAUCCCGAGCGCCACGCCUGGCACCCGCUCGCGCUGCACCCGCUCGAGUUGGCGCGCCAGCUCACGCUCCUCGAGUUCCAGCUCUACCGGCAGGUACGUGCACACGCACCCGUGCUGCGCCACGUGGCGGACCCCGAGCGCCACGCCUGGCACCCGCUCGCGCUGCACCCGCUCGAGUUGGCGCGCCAGCUCACGCUCCUCGAGUUCCAGCUCUACCGGCAGGUACGUGCACACGCACCCGUGCUGCGCCACGUGGCGGAUCCCGAGCGCCACGCCUGGCACCCGCUCGCGCUGCACCCGCUCGAGUUGGCGCGCCAGCUCACGCUCCUCGAGUUCCAGCUCUACCGGCAGGUACGUGCACACGCACCCGUGCUGCGCCACGUGGCGGAUCCCGAGCGCCACGCCUGGCACCCGCUCGCGCUGCACCCGCUCGAGUUGGCGCGCCAGCUCACGCUCCUCGAGUUCCAGCUCUACCGGCAGGUACGUGCACACGCACCCGUGCUGCGCCACGUGGCGGAUCCCGAGCGCCACGCCUGGCACCCGCUCGCGCUGCACCCGCUCGAGUUGGCGCGCCAGCUCACGCUCCUCGAGUUCCAGCUCUACCGGCAGGUACGUGCACACGCACCCGUGCUGCGCCACGUGGCGGAUCCCGAGCGCCACGCCUGGCACCCGCUCGCGCUGCACCCGCUCGAGUUGGCGCGCCAGCUCACGCUCCUCGAGUUCCAGCUCUACCGGCAGGUACGUGCACACGCACCCGUGCUGCGCCACGUGGCGGAUCCCGAGCGCCACGCCUGGCACCCGCUCGCGCUGCACCCGCUCGAGUUGGCGCGCCAGCUCACGCUCCUCGAGUUCCAGCUCUACCGGCAGGUACGUGCACACGCACCCGUGCUGCGCCACGUGGCGGAUCCCGAGCGCCACGCCUGGCACCCGCUCGCGCUGCACCCGCUCGAGUUGGCGCGCCAGCUCACGCUCCUCGAGUUCCAGCUCUACCGGCAGGUACGUGCACACGCACCCGUGCUGCGCCACGUGGCGGAUCCCGAGCGCCACGCCUGGCACCCGCUCGCGCUGCACCCGCUCGAGUUGGCGCGCCAGCUCACGCUCCUCGAGUUCCAGCUCUACCGGCAGGUACGUGCACACGCACCCGUGCUGCGCCACGUGGCGGAUCCCGAGCGCCACGCCUGGCACCCGCUCGCGCUGCACCCGCUCGAGUUGGCGCGCCAGCUCACGCUCCUCGAGUUCCAGCUCUACCGGCAGGUACGUGCACACGCACCCGUGCUGCGCCACGUGGCGGACCCCGAGCGCCACGCCUGGCACCCGCUCGCGCUGCACCCGCUCGAGUUGGCGCGCCAGCUCACGCUCCUCGAGUUCCAGCUCUACCGGCAGGUACGUGCACACGCACCCGUGCUGCGCCACGUGGCGGAUCCCGAGCGCCACGCCUGGCACCCGCUCGCGCUGCACCCGCUCGAGUUGGCGCGCCAGCUCACGCUCCUCGAGUUCCAGCUCUACCGGCAGGUACGUGCACACGCACCCGUGCUGCGCCACGUGGCGGAUCCCGAGCGCCACGCCUGGCACCCGCUCGCGCUGCACCCGCUCGAGUUGGCGCGCCAGCUCACGCUCCUCGAGUUCCAGCUCUACCGGCAGGUACGUGCACACGCACCCGUGCUGCGCCACGUGGCGGAUCCCGAGCGCCACGCCUGGCACCCGCUCGCGCUGCACCCGCUCGAGUUGGCGCGCCAGCUCACGCUCCUCGAGUUCCAGCUCUACCGGCAGGUGAAACCAUCGGAGCUUGUGGGUGCAGUAUGGACCAAAAAAGAUAAGCAUAAAACCAGCCCAAACCUGCUUAGGAUAAUAAAACAUACCACAAAUUUUUCUUGGUGGAUGGAGAAGUGGAUAGUGGAGAGUGAAAACCUGGAGGAGCGAGCUGCGAUAGUUUGCAGAUGUCUAGAGUUAGCCAUUGCAUUACGUGAUCUGAAUAAUUUUAAUGGCGUGUUGGCGGUGGCCGCGGCUUGUGGAAGCGCUUCUGUACAUCGGUUACGAGCUACUUUUCAGAUGGUUCCUCUAAGGCUAAUACGUGCUCUGGAAGAAUUCCGUGAGCUAAACUCUGACCAUUUCCGGCGUUACCAAGAGCGGUUACGGAGUAUAAACCCACCCUGCGUGCCCUUCUUUGGCAUGUACCUGACAAACAUUCUGCACAUUGAAGAGGGCAAUCUUGAUUUCCUUCCUAACUCGGAAUUGAUAAAUUUCUCUAAGCGGAGAAAAGUGGCGGAAAUAACGGGCGAGAUUCAACAGUACCAAAAUCAACCGUACUGCCUUACAGUAGAACCUAGAACGAGGGCGUUUCUAGAAUCGCUAGACCCAUUUCCGGACAUGGACGAAAAUUCAGUUACUAACUACCUUUAUGCUAAGAGUCUGGAGAUUGAACCACGGCCGCCAGUGAAGCAAAUGCCUAAAUUUCCGCGCAAGUACCCCGAACUGUCGCUGAAGCCUGUGAAAGUGUCGCGGCGCUCGCACGACGCUCAUCACUCCGCUUCAAGCGCAUCCAGCAACGAUGAUAAUCUUAGCGUGUCGCAGCUGUCGCCAACGAGCGGCGGCACGUGGGACGGCGCGUCUGUGGCUUCGCUGCAGCUGCACCACGACGACAAAGGAUCUCGAAGUGAAGAAAGAGGCUCCCUGACUAGUCCACGCCUGGAAAGAUGUUCAAGCAGCUCCCUAGGACAACUUGGACAACUGAGUCUCUUCGACAAAGGCCUUGCGCUGUUCGAUAAGAGCAAAUCCACCGUCGUGCUGAAUGCAAGGAGCAGUGGACGCGAUGAACCUCCUUCACCUCGCGACAAUCAUUCACCAAGGCAUGACCGGAGUAACUCGUCAACGCUGACUCGUCGUGCACCGGCGCUGUCUCCGCGCAGCGCCAUAGUGGACGCAGAGGUGUUCUACUCCAGGAGUGCGGAACAUCUCGGCUGCCGGCGACAGGAACAGGAGCGUGUGCCGCCACUGCUGCCACGUGGCAGCGCAGCGGGCGCGGAGCCCGACAAGCCGCCGCUGUUACCGCGCCGCGCCGCCUCCCCGCCCGCGCACAGCGCUAACUGCGAACCGCCGCCAGAGCCGCCCGACAGACCGUUGCCAAGUCCCAAACAUCAUGACCUGUUCAGGACGCCAGCCAUGUCGCCGAAGCGUUCGCCAGCUCCCGCGCCACCCAUAAGCCCGCUGACGCAAUGCAACAACCCUGAACUGAGAACUGCGGCUUUUAACUUUCCAUCGGCGGUGUCCCCGUCUACAUCGCACCAUUCGACGGAGGGGUGCGGCACUUCGCCCCCGGUGCCCCCCGUGCCGCCGCUGCCGCCGCCGCUGCCGCCUCGCCGGCGCCGGGACUCCGCGGCGCCGCCCACCCCGCUGCACCAGACGUCCUGGAGCGAGUCCGGCAACAUGAGCAGCGGUGGAUCUCCCGCGGGUGGUGGUGUGGUGGCCGCAGUUGCUACAGGGGCGCCCCCACCGCUGCCACCGCGGCCCGCGCCUGCGCCGGCGCCCGCGCCCGAGCUGCUGCGGCCCGCACACUCCGCGCUGCUGCAGCGCAGGCACCACACCGCCGCGCUGGCGCCCCGCCUGCCGCCCAAGCCGCCGCCGGCGGCCGUGGCGCCGCGCACCUAG
Messenger RNA from Parnassius mnemosyne (clouded apollo), 11496 nucleotides. NCBI's taxonomy places the organism in Eukaryota, Metazoa, Arthropoda, Insecta, Lepidoptera, Papilionidae. The record is from the annotation of a GenBank genome assembly.